CAUGGACUCCCUCAAGUCCUGCUCCAUCGAUCACAUGCAUGGGGGCUAGCUAGAUCUCCUCUGGCUAGUUGCCACCAUGUCAAUCUUUUCCCUUCCACACACGUACGCCCAAGCUGAGGAAAAGGGAGGACGACGCGCGCCCAAGGUGACGAAAAGGAAGGGCGACGUGCGUACGAACAGAGUCGAAUCGUCGAUCGAGAAACCAAGAUCAGGCCGGCCGGCGGAUCGACCUCGUUGAAUAAAUGGAGAGGAGCAAGGGCUGCCUCUCGCUGCUGCUCCUCGCGGCCGUCGUGGCGUCCCUCGUCGCCUGCUCGUCGGCGGGCAUCUACCACAUCGUCGGCGCCGGCAAGGGCUGGCGGAUGGCCCCCAACCGGACCUACUACGGGGACUGGGCCCGCACCCGGAACAUCAGCGUCGGCGACAAGCUCAUGUUCCUGUACCGGAGCGGGGUGUACAACAUCGUGGAGGUGCCGAGCCGGGACCUGUUCGACGGGUGCAGCAUGCGCAACAUCACCAACCGGUACCAGAACGGACCCACCAUCAUCGAGCUCGUCCCGCCCGCCGGCCCGCGAUACUUCUUCUGCGGCGUCGGCAAGCACUGCGAGGAGGGCCAGAAGCUCAAGAUCUACGUCGCCCCCUUCGCGCCGUCGCGGACGCAGAACGACGAACAGGCCGAAGACAGCUCCGGCUCGCCCGCCGCCGCCCCGGUGCCGCUGCUCGCCCUCGCCGCCUGCUUGCUUGCCCUUCUGCUGCUGAUGUAAACUUGAUCGAUCAACGUCGACGAUCUGUCCAUCUAUCGUAUAUAUGUGCAUGCAUGCAAGCAA
Hordeum vulgare subsp. vulgare (domesticated barley) is the source of this 824-nucleotide messenger RNA. RefSeq names its product cucumber peeling cupredoxin-like. Gene Ontology annotation, cellular component: plasma membrane. Gene Ontology annotation, molecular function: electron transfer activity. The coding region runs from base 243 to 761 and encodes 172 amino acids. NCBI's taxonomy places the organism in Eukaryota, Viridiplantae, Streptophyta, Magnoliopsida, Poales, Poaceae. The transcript is spliced from 2 exons. The record is from RefSeq and is a predicted model, not a curated record.